CUGAGGGCACACUACCUGGAGGCCGAGUGCCAGAGAGGGCGCCCCCUUGGGAUUGUGGGGAAGUACCGUGUACGCCGUAAGUUUCCCCUGCCAAGAACCAUCUGGGAUGGAGAGGAGACCAGCUACUGCUUCAAGGUACAGUGAAUAAACCUACUAGGUUUCUUUGAGUUAAUAUUACUGUUAUAUUUAAUAUUAUACUGCCUCAGAACAUUUUUGCUUCUGUAAAACAAAAUGUCCCUAGGGCCCUAGGUCUUGGUCCAUAAUUAAGCUGUCUAUAAUGUAUUAGGUGUUGCAUCUGAGUUUAGACUAGACAAAAAAGAUGAGGGGAGGAAGGCCCUUGUGGAGUCAAGAUGGUGUAUGUCAAGACAAAAGGGACUUUCUACCUGGAACUCAAGUCUGAAGUGUCUUACUCUGUCUGCUUCAAAUGCACUGAACACCUGAAAGCAAUAUGAUGGAUGUAAACUCCCUCAUAUCAGUGCAGAUGAAGGACAGGAAAUGAGGAGCAGAGGUCUCUUACUGCUACCAUUAACUUUAAAUCAUGAACCUACUUGUUUCAUAAAUCUGAAGUUAAUGUUGCUCUUCACAGGAGAAAUCCCGGAGUGUGCUGCGGGAGUGUUAUUACCGUAAACCCUACCCUUCACCACGUGAGAAACAAGCGCUUGCGGCCGCCACCGGUCUCUCCACCACCCAGGUGAGCAACUGGUUCAAGAACAGACGGCAACGGGAGCGAGCAGCUCACGGUACUACCGAGUGAGUCUUCACUUUCUCUGAUCUCCCUCUUAUAUGUUUCAUGAGAAGAUUUUCAUCCCUCCUUUAAUUUCUAAUGUUUGUCUGGCAGUCAAUCCUGUUUUUGCUUUAGGACUGCACUAUAUCUCAUUUUGCUAACAGCUUUGCAAUGGACUACCACUGCCCUCUUCUGGCACAACCAGGGAACUGACAUGUGCUCUCUCCUCUCAUGGAACAGGAAGGUUCAGCAUACCCAGAGGCCUACCCCUCUUCUGACAAUGACCUUUCACCUCCAGGCAGCCCCAGUCCCCUCUUCUCCUGCCCCCAACCCCCACAUCUGA
This is a messenger RNA of Coregonus sp. 'balchen', 1067 nucleotides long. NCBI's taxonomy places the organism in Eukaryota, Metazoa, Chordata, Actinopteri, Salmoniformes, Salmonidae. The record is from the annotation of a GenBank genome assembly.